Schizosaccharomyces cryophilus OY26 is the source of this 929-nucleotide messenger RNA. Its product is annotated as polyamine N-acetyltransferase. Gene Ontology annotation, molecular function: aralkylamine N-acetyltransferase activity. The transcript is spliced from 2 exons. The record is from RefSeq and is a predicted model, not a curated record. Gene Ontology annotation, cellular component: cytoplasm. The coding region runs from base 237 to 734 and encodes 165 amino acids. Lineage: Eukaryota; Fungi; Ascomycota; Schizosaccharomycetes; Schizosaccharomycetales; Schizosaccharomycetaceae.
AACUUUUCCAUAAUGAAGAAGGACAGUGCGAAAUUCCUUACGAACUUUUCAAAUUCAUCCAACUAUGACUAAACUAUAUUUUCAGAAUUCAUUUUUUUAGUGAACUUUUGUUAUGGGAUGUGAGUGACGAUGUAUUACGCAUGUGUCAUAUAACGCGAGAAUACUUCUUUCCAGAGCGUUUCAAAUAGAGGAUUUUUUGUAGUUUUCCAUACACUUGAUCCUGAUUCAUUAAAAAGAUGGUAAACAUUAGAAAUAUUGAAAAAUCCGAAACAAAACAGGUAGCUCAUUUAGAGGACAUGUGUUUUCCUGAAAAUGAGCGUGCGUCUCUUAAAACGAUCGCUUACAGGGUUUCACAAGCACCUGAGCUCCAGCUUGGCCUUUUUGCUCCCACGGAACAUACUACCACGUUAAUAGGGCACUUAAUGGCUACCAGAACAUCUUCAGAAAGUGUUACAGUUGAUUCAAUGUCCAAGCAUGAACCGAAGGGAAAGAACGUUGCCAUCCACUCCCUUUCUGUACAUCCUGCUCAUCGUGGUCGAGGUUACGCCAAACAAUUGAUUAAGGAAUUACAAUUCCGUUGUGAAACAACCGUUAGCCCCAAGCCAAGGAUCAUGACUUUGCUGGCUCAUAAGCCUUUGAUUUCUCUGUACGAGGAAGUCGGUUUCAAACUCAUUGGUGAAAGUGCUUGCAAAUUCGGAGGUGAUACUUGGUACGACAUGGUUUAUGAAAUUUAAUUUGUAGUACAUGCGAAUACAAUUCUGUUCUUCCUACAACUCCAGUCCUAAAGAACUAUCUACGAGUUUCCAACUUGUUAUGAUUUUGAAUAAAUUUCGUUUUUCAUUAAAAGCAGUUUAUUGAAAGCUAUAGCAUCAAGUACUUUAGCCUGAAGUAAUAAAUUGUCAUAACACACAAUGAAACAAAACAGAAAC